ACACUUUUGGAUAAAAAUUCCAAGCUGAGGGAUUAUUUAUAGCUUAUCUAAAUCGCCAUGCAGAGAUUACUUUUUAGAACUGCAAUUAGACAAACUACCCGAGUUAUACAACCCGCAGCAGUAUCGAAUCGCUUACGGGUGACUGCCCUGACCCCGUGCUUAAAUAUCGCGUCCUCAUUACAACGACCCAACCUUUAUUCUCAACGUCUUUAUUCAUCUAAACCCGCAGUAAUGAUUGAACAAACUCCAUUUGUUAACUGGAAACUCUUUCCUGAUUUUGAAAGCAUCUUAAAGUACACCAAACCUUCCGAAGCUGUCCCAAUUUUCGAAGCUCUUAUUGAUGCCACAAAAGAAGAUUUCUUGAAACUGGAAAGAGAGUUCAACCCAACAUGGGAGGGCACAAUGAUGCCAUUGUAUGAAUUGCAAGACACGACCUCGCGUGCUAUUAGCCUUUUAUCUCAUUUGAACGGUGUCAAAAACUCAGAUGAAUUAAGAGAGACACUUCAGAAAGUCCGGCCUCGAUCUGUCAAGUUGGGUUUGUUAAUGAGCCAGUCGGCUCCUUUGUUCAAAGCCCUUGAUGAACUUGUGAACUCAAACGCUUGGAAUUCGCUCGACAAGGUCCAACAACGCAUUGUCCUCAAGAAAUUGAGAGGCAUGAAACACUCUGGUAUUGGACUUGCCGAUGGUUCACCCGAAAAGGAACGCUUCAAUGCAAUUUCAGAGCGUCUUUCCGAACUCUCUCUGUCGUUCGGAAAUCAUAUUUUGGAUGCCACAAAAGCAUUCAAACAUGUGGUCGAGGAUGUUUCGGAGCUCGAGGGGUGCUCAGAGACUUUCUUGGAGACCUUGAAGCAAAAUGCAAAGAGUCGAGAAGUCGAAGGUUUCUGUAUUACCCUUGAUCACACAGUAUACCUUCCUUUCAUGAAGAAUUGUAAAAACAGACCUCUCCGUGAAAAGAUCUACCGUGCCAGCGUCACAAAAGCAUCCGAUGGAGAUCUCAACAACGAAACCGUCAUCAAUGAGAUCUUGUCUCUCAAGCAUGAAAAAGCCAACUUACUUGGCUACAAGUGUUUUGCCGACCUGUCUUUGACAGUCAAAAUGGCGGAGAAUGUGCCUGCUGCCGAAGAAUUAGUCGACCGUUUGUUUGAUGCCUCGUACGAAAGUGCUCAAAAAGAGCUUGCUGAAAUCACCGAGUUUGCCAACUCCAAACUUAAUCUCCAGGGACCCUUGUCUCCUUGGGAUACAGCUUAUGUUACUGAGCAGUACCGCAAAGAAAAGUACAGAUUUGACGAUGAGACAAUUUCCGAAUACUUUGCAUUCCCAAAUGUGAUCCAGGGUCUAUUUGACGUUGCUGAUCAGGUAUUGGGUGUCCAGGUCCGGGAGUUGACUGAAUCAGAUAUUAAGGACAACAAUAUUACCAAAUGGCAUGAAGACGUCAAGGUGUUUGAGGUGUCUGAAAAGGGCAAUGUUCGCGCUUACUUUUAUGGCGACUUCUACUCUCGUCCUCUCGAAAAGCGUAGCGGUGCAUGGAUGGAUGAAGUUACUACUCGCUACAAACGUGAAAAUGGAGAGGUUACUCUUCCUGUCGCCUACUUGAUCUGUAAUCAGGAUCCUCCUCGCGCAGAGGGAGAACCUUCACUCAUGAAGUUUAGAGAUGUCGAAACGUUGUUCCAUGAAUUUGGACACUGCCUUCAGCAUAUGCUGACAACCGUUGAUUACCCUCAAGCUUCUGGUAUUAAUGGUGUAGAAUGGGAUUUUGUUGAGGUUGCAUCCCAGUUUAUGGAAAACUUUUGCCAAGAGCCAGAGUGGUUGUCCAGAUUGUCUGGUCACUACAAGACGGGCGCCGCAAUGCCUCAAGAAAUGAUAGACACACUAGCAUUGAAUCGUGAGUUUAUGAGUGGAAUGGCUAUGAUGCGACAGUUGCAAUUCGCAAAGGUCGAUUUGAUGCUUCAUUCUCGCUUUGUGCCUCCAAGAAAUGCUAGCGAUCCUACUAUAUUUGACGUGGACGCUCAGGUAUCCAAAAAGGUCAAUCUUGUUCCCAGUAUUCCCGAAGACAGAUUCUUGUGCAGUUUUAGCCAUAUCUUUGCUGGUGGCUAUAGUGCUGGUUACUAUAGUUAUAAGUGGUCCGAGACUUACUCGGCUGAUGCUUAUGCUGCAUUUGAAGAAGUACAAGCUCAAGGAAAGUCAGCCCAGGAAAUUGGCCAACAUUACCGUAACACCGUCCUCGCUUUGGGCGGUGGCACUUCUCCCAGAGAGGUUUGGGAAAAGUUUAGAGGAAGAGACGAAGUGGAUGUAAAUGCUCUUUUACGCCACUCUGGAUUGCCCAAGUAAAAACAAAGAUGAAGAAGACUACGAGCCACAUAAUCUUAAAAAGUUCUAGAAUACACUUUAUAUAUAUAUAUUUAUAAGUGUAUGUAUGUGUCUUAUUAUUACUAUUACUAUUAUUGCUGUUGUUUGUGUGUAGUGUGUUUGUACAAUUUAUCUCUUUCUUUCUUGGAAUCAAUUGAGUUCAUAGCAUUGAUAGCUUGGAAAUACUAGCUCAUCAUCAAGCAUCUUUCGCAAUUGAUCAACGAUAAAUUUUUCAAUUUUGCCCACGUUCUUCAGUACUUGUUUCUCCUUGUCACCUACUAUUGAUUCAAUAUGUACCUCUCUCAAUAGACUGUCUAGACCACCAUUCUUAUUCCUCAGAGGAACUCCGUCCAAUUCGGGUUCAAGCAUUGAAACACACACACGAUCCAUGCUCUUUAUGUAUGCCACCACUGCAGUAGCCUCGAAUGCGAUACUUUUGAUAUGCAAUUGCAUAGGAAGACUCAUAAAUAACAUACUCGGAUAAUUCAUCCUUAGUUCUGUCAGAACAGUCAUGCUCAUGUCGCCUUUGUAGGCUAUCCGGACGUGAGCCUGAAAAUCCAUUUCUGUUGGAUUUGCUUCGUGGGCAUAUUUGUUGGUAGUUGUGUUUGUGGGCGCUUCGCUUGGGGGUCGAGAGUAGGAUUGAAAUGUGGGCUGCUCAUCGUCAAUCCAAUCUUCUUCCUGAUCUGAUCCCGAAAAAGGUGCCGAAACACUGGAUUGUCCAGAGAAUCCACGGCCAAGUUGAGGAGAGCUGAGCAUUCUGUUGACCGGGUUGCUGAACGGAUGCUGAGGGCCUGUGAGUGGAGAGCGGUGGAAUGAGUGCAUCAAGUUGAAUCUUUGCUGCUGAGAGAGGGGAUUGAGGGUUAGAUGAGGUCGAGUGAUUGAGCCGGUGUCGCUUUCAGGUGGAUAGUAUAUUGUUGCGUCACUUUGAGGAGAUUGGAGACCUGGAGGAUGAUUGUGAAGCAUUGUGUCUUUGAGAGUUUCGUCAUGGUCUUCUUCAUAGAAUUCUGGAAAUGGAUCGGUAAUGUUGAUGAUCUCUACGAGUGGGGUUUCUGUGCCCCAUCCAAAAGAUGUGACUUCAAUGUCCCCAAUAAAUGCAGGCUUAUUGAUGCUUUUGAAAUGACGAUUGAGGAACUGCUGUACAUGUACAGCUAGUUCUUCGUCUAAUUUUGACCAUUCAAUGUCAAAUGACAUUUUAUUACUAUUAUUGUGAGAUGUAUUUAAGAAACGUGUAAUAGAAAUAGCGCUUAACGGUUUAUUAUACUAUAUUAUAUUGUCUUUGUUGUCUGUAUAGUGCACUACGCACUGUAUAUUGUUUAUAUUAG
This is a messenger RNA of Phycomyces blakesleeanus NRRL 1555(-), 3668 nucleotides long. RefSeq lists its product as hypothetical. The transcript is spliced from 9 exons. Bases 58 to 2328 code for a protein of 756 amino acids. The record is from RefSeq and is a predicted model, not a curated record. NCBI's taxonomy places the organism in Eukaryota, Fungi, Mucoromycota, Mucoromycetes, Mucorales, Phycomycetaceae. Gene Ontology annotation, biological process: proteolysis; peptide metabolic process. Gene Ontology annotation, molecular function: metalloendopeptidase activity.